Prunus armeniaca (apricot) is the source of this 726-nucleotide messenger RNA. Lineage: Eukaryota; Viridiplantae; Streptophyta; Magnoliopsida; Rosales; Rosaceae. The record is from the annotation of a GenBank genome assembly.
AUGAAAAUUCAGUGUGAUGUGUGCGAGAAGGCUCCGGCGACAGUGAUUUGUUGCGCAGAUGAGGCGGCGCUGUGCGCCAAAUGCGACGUUGAAGUGCAUGCAGCAAACAAGCUUGCAAGCAAGCACCAGAGGCUUCUCCUUCAGUGUCUCUCCAAGUUGAACAAACUCCCUAGAUGUGACAUUUGCCAAGAUAAGGCAGCUUUUAUAUUCUGUGUUGAAGACAGAGCCCUCUUUUGCCAGGAUUGUGACGGAUCAGUUCAUUCGGCCAAUAGCCACUCUGCAAACCACCAGAGGUUCCUCGCCACCGGAAUCCGGGUGGCAUUGAGCUCCAGUUGUACUAAGGACACUGAGACAAGUAGCUUGGAGCCACCCAGUCAUGGCUCACAGCAGAUUUCAACAAAAUUGCCAACACCUCAGCCUUCUGGCUUCUCAUCCCCUUGGGGGGUUGAUGACUUGCUGCAAUUAUCAGAUUUUGAAUCUUCUGACAAGAAAGGGUCGCUUGAGUUUGGAGAGCUUGAAUGGAUAGCAGAUAUGGGUCUUUUCGGUGAGCAGUUUCCGGAGGAAGCCUUGGCAGCUGCUGAAGUUCCUCAGCUUCCGGUAUCACAGCAACCCAAUUUUACCACAUAUAGACCCCCCAAAUCGAACAAUCCAAACAAGAAGCCAAGAAUUCCAAUGGCAGAGGAUGAUGAUGAGCACUUUACUGUUCCUGAUCUUGGGAGAUUUUAG